AUGCCGCCCCUGCUGAAGGCCAAAACGGUUCCAGCAGUCUUUGAGCAUGAGCGACUGCCCCCUGUACUUCCUGUGCUGCUAACCGAUACCAAUAUGUUCUCGACCAUACAAGGUCGACCCCCACCUGUUACGGAGGUUGACUUCUUGGCCCAGGAGAGGCCCCAAGAGUUUGCCGGAGGCCCAGUGCGGACUCCAAAGGUUACGCGUCAUGCUCCGGUUCCGUACCGGCGCAGUGUCACCUUUGCAGAAGAACCAAGGAUUCGAUCAGGCCCAUCGACCUCAACGGACGGACAGCCACUCAUAGCCAAGCCUGCUGGUGAAGUUGCACGGCUACAGAGGGGCGGCUACAAUUUGAAUGAUGCUUUGACGGGCCUGGGGUGGAGCACCAAACUUAUUGAGGAGGUAUCCGAUUUUGUAAAGGACAAGGCGGAUGCAAUGCUUGAUACUACGCAGUCAUUGCAGUCCCAGAACCGCGCUAAAGUGGACAAGCUGAAGAAAGUGGUUAUGGAACAAUAUUCGUUCCUCUCUCGAUACGAGAAGUGCUGGCCGGUCCACGACAUGUUGAAGUGCCAUCUUAAAUACACUCGUACGAAGAAAGGCAGCCAGAAGACCCGCAAAGGGAAGGGAAAGGCGGUCGAGACAGCCUCUAAUAGCCAGAAGAGCAAGCUGAGAAGCAGUCGCCAGACUCCUUCCUUGUCUGAAUCGGAAGACGAAGAUGUAGAGUCAGAGGACAGCUCAGAAUGA
Molecule: messenger RNA, 744 nt
Organism: Gloeophyllum trabeum ATCC 11539
Lineage: Eukaryota; Fungi; Basidiomycota; Agaricomycetes; Gloeophyllales; Gloeophyllaceae
Exons: 4
Coding region: 1-744 (247 amino acids)
Source: RefSeq, a predicted model, not a curated record